Molecule: messenger RNA, 2714 nt
Organism: Daldinia caldariorum
Lineage: Eukaryota; Fungi; Ascomycota; Sordariomycetes; Xylariales; Hypoxylaceae
Product: kinase-like protein
Exons: 2
Coding region: 148-2559 (803 amino acids)
Biological process (GO): intracellular signal transduction; peptidyl-serine phosphorylation
Molecular function (GO): protein serine/threonine kinase activity; ATP binding
Source: RefSeq, a predicted model, not a curated record
CCUACCGUCUGAAUUCGAUAUCUACCGUCUCGUCCUCGAAAAGAAAAAGGGAGAGAGAAAGAAAGAAAAUAACCCGACUCGCCCCUUAAUAUCUCAUUACCGACAUUCCGCUAAUAUUUCGAUUGUCUAUCCCGAAUUGCGGUAAAAAUGAAUAACGAUCUUAGCCUCUCGAGGGCUUUGGGCGGCCUACGCAUUGCAAACCCAGACGAUGCGCCGAGCUCGUCCCAAGAAGCGGACGAAGAUGAUGCACCCACGUCAAACCAAACCCCCCCUGAUACCCGCCCCUCCGAAUCCGACUUAUACACUGGGCAGAGCAGGCCUCAGACGGGAGAGAUGUCAACAGUUAUCUCUGGUAUGACAACCGAUUCUCAAGGCCAGGUACCUCAGUAUCCACAAAAUGGAGCUUUACCAUAUGCGAACCCUCCUGCUUCUUCCCGACCUCCGUCUGGACUAUAUAGUGCUACAGCGGCUGCAGAAAGGGAUCAAGCUGCAAACUCUUACCAUAUCCUAAGGACAGACCCGUCCAGGACACCUUCGGAGUAUGCUUCGAGCAUCCCCUCCCGUGAGCCGAGUUACCGGGAGCGACCGUAUAAUCAGAACCGCCAGCUUCAAACUGUAGCCGGAGGUGGCCCAUUACCUCCUAGGAGGAGUUCGAAAGGUAUGGGUGGUGGCUACGCUUCAAUUCCUGGUGUCCCUACCGUUCCCGAGCCUCGUGGUCUCGGGUCAGAUAUGCAGGUGUCUAAUAGCAGUGAGGAAUGGAAAGAUCGCGGAGCUGCUGUUUCGAUACGGAAGGAAGUAGAUGCCAACGGAAAGACUGUCAUGAGGCCGGUCAAGAAGGGUGUCCGAGACUUUUCUUUCGGUCGCGUUUUAGGGGAAGGUUCAUAUAGCACAGUAUAUUUCGCUACGGACCGACAGACCCUUAAAGAGUAUGCCAUAAAAGUCCUCGAGAAGAAGCACAUCAUCAAGGAGAGGAAGAUAAAAUACGUCAACAUCGAAAAAGACACUCUCAACCGCCUCACCGAACAUCCUGGUAUCGUGCGACUUUAUUACACCUUUCAAGAUGAAAAUUCCUUGUAUUAUGUUUUGGAUCUCUGCAACGGUGGCGAGCUUCUGGGCGUGUUGAAAAAGACAGGUACCUUCGAUGUCGAGUGCACAAGAUUCUUUGGAGCACAGAUUCUGGAUGCUAUCGAGUACAUGCACUCGCGCGGUGUCAUACACAGGGAUUUGAAGCCCGAGAACGUCCUUCUCGAUGAUCAGCUGCAUGUGAAAAUCACCGAUUUCGGGACUGCCAGAUUAUUGAGCGACCCAAGGCAACAACAGGCUCCUAGAAUUGAGGAUAUAGGAACUAGCUCCAGGAGCAAAGACCAGGACGAUGAUAGCCGUGCGGCAUCCUUCGUCGGUACGGCUGAAUAUGUCAGCCCCGAACUUCUUACUAACAAAAAUGCGUGCAAGGCGAGCGAUUUAUGGGCGUACGGCUGCAUUAUCUAUCAAUUACUAGCUGGCCGACCGCCCUUCAAGGCCGGGUCGGAAUACUUGACGUUUCAAAAGAUCGUCAACCUCGAUUAUGAAUUCCCCGUAGGCUUCCCCCCGGCUGCGAGGGAUCUGGUCGAACGUUGUCUAGUUUUAGACCCCGCAAGGCGUCUUACAAUUGAGCACAUCAAGAAUCACGAAUUUUUCGAAGGGCAGCAGUUCGGUAAGAUCUUGUGGAAGUCGAAAGCACCGCGACUACGACCGUACGUUCCACCAUCUCAGGAGCCCAAGAUAAUCCAACUUAAUGGAUCGCCCUCCGGACAACAGGCUUCGUCGCGCCCUCCCACGACAGGAAAUGGUCUAAACGGCCCUUCCCGUGCGCCAGGAAGGAUCAUCACCGACAUCCCACCGCCAUCGCAACUUGAUAUCGAGUGGUCACCAGUAUUAACGAGAACGAAUGAGAGGAUCUUGCGACUUGGAGACCUUAUGGUUAUGUCGUCUCCAAUCCCGAACAGUCCGCAUAAUAAAAACGACGAGGGACACAGGAAGUUUUCUCGGUUCUUUGGUGGCAGCACGACGAAGAAGAGGCAGCGGCUAGUCAUGAUCACGUCUAGUGGGAGGAUUAUCCUCGCCCCGGCUGGAGGCGAAGAGAAGAAGACGAAAUUGGAGAUUUCACUUUUAACACCUGACUGCUCGUGGAAGAGUCAAGUAGAUGCGAAGGGACUGACUGUGUGGUGUGUUGAUUCGGCUGGUAUUCACUACACCUUUGAAGACGUCAAGUCGACUUCUUCUGUCGAACCGCCUCGCCCCACGGUGGAGGAUUGGCUUGAAAGUUUACAGCAGGCCAGAGACUUUGCCCUAUCCCAAAACCUCAGCCGUUCGUAUACUAGCGACAACGCAUUUGGAGAAAUGUCGUCAUCCAUGUCUAGCCCGGCCAGUACCUUCGGCGCAGAAGGCUACAACAUCAAUGAUAGAUCUCACCGCAACCACUUGAGCAAGAGCCAGGCGAGCCUGGAUGAUACAUCAACCGCGAAACGCAAUCGAUUUAGCAAGCGGCAAUCCAAGCAGGGAUUAGGUUCGGCUUUUUAGAAAUAGCUGUACAUCUAUAGCCCGGAAAUUCUGGCACAUGCGGUUAUUCGGAAUCCUCGCGAUCCUCGCAAAUUCGGCCAACGAACCAUCAGGGGCCUACCUAGUUUUCCCUUUCCUGGAGGCUUUUCUCUUCUUUCAUAUGCGGCAUGUUCUAG